Humulus lupulus (European hop) is the source of this 1133-nucleotide messenger RNA. RefSeq names its product protein farnesyltransferase subunit beta-like. Gene Ontology annotation, molecular function: protein farnesyltransferase activity. Bases 16 to 801 code for a protein of 261 amino acids. The record is from RefSeq and is a predicted model, not a curated record. Lineage: Eukaryota; Viridiplantae; Streptophyta; Magnoliopsida; Rosales; Cannabaceae. The transcript is spliced from 14 exons. Gene Ontology annotation, biological process: protein farnesylation. Gene Ontology annotation, cellular component: protein farnesyltransferase complex.
CAUUGUUUCUUUCAGAUGCCACAUUUUGCAACAGCUUAUGCAGCUGUCAAUUCACUUAUUACUAUGGGUGGUCAUGAAGCUUUGUCUUCAAUCAAUAGAAGUACAUUAUACAUGUUUCUGCAGCGGAUGAAACAGCCAAGUGGGGGUUUCAGGAUGCAUGAUGGUGGAGAAAUUGAUGUUUGGGCCUGCUAUACUGCCAUUUCAGUUGCAAGUAUUUUGAACAUUUUGGAUGAUGAACUAGUUCAGAAUGUUGGAAAUUACAUAUUAAGCUGUCAGACUUGCGAAGGUGGCAUUGGUGGAGAACCUAACUCUGAAGCUCAUGGUGGGUACACCUUUUGUGGGUUGGCUACAAUGAUUUUGAUCAAUGAGGUCCAUCGUUUGGACUUGUCUCGUUUAAUUGAUUGGCUGGUAUUUCGUCAAGGAAGGGAGUGUGGAUUUCAAGGGAGAACCAAUAAAUUGGUUGAUGGAUGCUAUUCCUUUUGGCAGGGAGGUUCUUUUGCAUUAUUACGAAGAGUCGGCUCAUUUAUUGAUGAACAACUGGUGAGGCCAGAUGAUGUUGGACGUUGCAGCACUUCCACAGUAUCUGAUAUACCUGAACAGGGAGGUCUAAAUGCUUCUUUCCAUGUGAAUUACAAUGAUAUUGGUCAUAACUUUAUCACAACAUGUCCAGUAAUGGAGCACCUUUUCAACAGCCAUGCAUUGCAGCAAUACAUACUUCUAUGCACACAGGUGCAAGAGGGGGGACUCAGAGACUUUCUUUGGGCUACAAGGAGGCUGAGAAGGUGGUUGCCUCUUCUUUAGCAUACUUGACAUAACCAGAUUCAAGCUCUGGAGUUGAAAACUUUCAACAGUGUCCUCUUCUUAACAUAAGUUAUUGUCCUCCAUCAGAAGCUGUCCUGUCUGAUGGGAAAAGUUUGGUCGUUGUCAUCUACAAUUCCCUAGGGUGGAAGAGAGAAGAAGUAAUACGAAUUCCUGUAAGUAGCUAAACUGUACUUCAUAUGCUGAUCAACAUAAAUUUGAAAAGGUUUCCACUGACAGAAUUAGUGUUCAGGAUUCUAGUGGGAAGAAAGUUGAAGCCCAAAUUCUUCCUAUAUUGAAUGCCACUUUUAGUGUUAGAAAUUAUUAUGUGAGAG